UUUUGUGUAUUAUCCAAACUCAGUUUAUAACAGGAUAAAACAAUGGCUAAAGCCUGUGUGUAAACCCUAGAAACCACCGAUGACGACGGUUUCACUUUCAACCCUUGCCUCUACCUACCCUUCCCCCAAAUCGAUUCCAUUUCAUACUACAACAUCACACUCAAUCCAAUGCUCCAAAUUCUCAAUACCAACUACCUUUCGAGCAACAAAAUUGGGGGUUAUUUCAUACGGUACAAAACCUCUAGGAUUUGUUGUAAAAUCAACAUCCAGCAGUAUAGAAGGCGAAUCGUCAAAAGAUGAAGCUGAAAUGCAAGCACGAGGCGAGAGUACGAUGCCCGAAAGGUUUAGAUACUUGACCAAAGAAGUUCCUGAGCCUCCGGUCAGAUGGCCUUAUUUAAUCGCUUUGGGUUUCCUCUUGUAUGCGUGGAGAACAGUCUUAUGGGAACUUUACAACUGGAAAAAGGCCGCAACAGCAAUUUUUCAGUUCUUCGGAUACAUUUCGAAACUAGUAUUAGCCCUAGUAUUCCAUUUCAUAGGCGAUCCGAUCACAGCCACAAUUCGAGCCAUCGAAACCAUUUUUUACACCCUUCGGGCAUUCUACUCACAAAUAAUAGCAUACACUCCCAUCCCCGAGCUUUCAACAAUCAUCAUGCUGACAUCAGCUAUACUCGCCAUUAGUGAAGUAGCAUCUCCAAAUUCAGUAGAUAACCAAUGGCAUCUGUUAACGGUUUCGGGUCUCACCGGAUACUUUGCUGUCAAAGGAAUGAUUGGAGACCUUGUGUUUUGGACCCUUCUUUUUGGGUUAUUUUCGUUUUCACGUUUUAUAAAGAAGAGAGAUUACGUGUCCUCUGUUUUGCCUGUUGCCGCAGUGCUGGCAGGUGUAGGUGAGCCGUGGGUCAGGGUUGUAGUCAUCGGUGGGUUCUUGGCUCUGGCUGUCGUCCAGUACUCCAAGAACCAGCCGCAAGAAGUGAAAGAUGAAGUCUCUGUUACAACAACAGGGGGGCGAAGGGUUCCGGUUCCUUUGUUAUGUGCAGCGUUAGCUAUUGGUGUCCGGAUUGCUGCUAGAUGGGCUGGAUAUCGACAUUUGACAUGGAUGGUGGUCUGAAAGGUCGUCAUGCGGUUUAGAUCAGUUUUACUUGUGAGAUAUAAAUGUAUUUGAGUUGAUGCUUUGAAUCUGUUUAAUCAGAAAGUGAUUUUGUGGUAAUGAGAUUAAAUUUGUUACUGUUUAACAAUGCAUAUGGUUCUAAGAUUU
This is a messenger RNA of Helianthus annuus (common sunflower), 1252 nucleotides long. RefSeq lists its product as uncharacterized. The transcript is spliced from 2 exons. NCBI's taxonomy places the organism in Eukaryota, Viridiplantae, Streptophyta, Magnoliopsida, Asterales, Asteraceae. The record is from RefSeq and is a predicted model, not a curated record. Bases 80 to 1105 code for a protein of 341 amino acids.